CGGCGGUCAUAUUUUGUACCGCUCUGCGGUACAUCUAGUUUUUUGAUUUGUCUGGUGAGUGGUGCGCUAGUUCUGAACCCUGCGAGAAAUCCUCUCGUAUCCCUGCGUCUCCUCUAGGCUACUAAUUAUGCAGAUACCUUGACAUCCCUAGUAAUAUUUCUGCAUGAGAAAUGCAAGGUGUGGUGUGUGAACUUGUUGAAUUGCGUGAGACUUGAGAACCCUGAUGCAAACCACGUGUGUGAGAGAGUGUGUGUGUGUGUGUGUGUGUGUGUGUGUGUGACCUAUAUAAAAAAAACAGACACACAGAAGGCUGUUUUUUUUUGUUUUUUGGCUGAGAGCGCUCUCUCAUGCACAUUGUUUAGAAUUACCUGUGGCAUGCACUCCAAAACCAGAUCAACAGGCUCUGGGCCUGUUUUGUGGCCAUGCCCCUGCCUGGUUCUGCCCUUUACAGGUUGGGAGGGAGAGGAGGAGGAGUGUAGUCCUUUGUCAGACAGAAAUCCCAGAAUAUGAUCCUUCACUCCCACUUCUCACAAGCUUCCCAAAGUACGGAAGAGAGAGGAGGAAGGAGAGAGUGAGAGAAGGAGAGAGGGAGAGGAGGAGGGAGGGAAGGAGAGGGAGAAGGGAGGAAACAGAGGGAAUAAAUCAUGGGAGGGGUUUGUAAGCAGGGGCUACGCACAGGGGAAUGCCGGACAAGAUGAGGAAAAAGAUGAGCGGAGGAAGCGGCUGGAGGGUGUGACUACAAGAGAAAAAUAGAGAGACCAGCUGUUUAGGAGUUGGAGAGAGAAAACAGCGGGAGGGGCCGAAGCAGACACGACUGUCGCAAGUUUUUUGGUCUCCGUCUCAACGUUAUGAACAAGAACCUCGGUGUGGUGCAUACCAGCAGUCGUGGGUGUUCACUCUUUGUCUUGUACCUCUUGCAUGGUAAUCAACUACGUCUAUGUGGAAGGUGCCAAAGUCCUCAGGGGAAACAAUGGAUUCUUUCAAGACCAUCCUCCGUUUUCUGUCCGACCAAAAAUCCACCAUCGGCUAUGGCUUCAUGGCCAUCCUCACCAUCGGAGGCGAGAGGAUCUUCUCCAUGGUGUCCUUCAACUGCCCGUGUAACCAUGACCAGAACUUUGCCUACGGGAUCACCUUCCUGCUCGGACCAGCCAUCGUGCUGCUGACCACCGGACUGUUUGUCAACAACCGCUUGUGGAGACUCUUCACAGGCUGCUGCCUGAACCCCCUGAAGCUUUGCCCCCGGGGCAACUGCAUUGGCUGCUGCACGGGGCUGUGCAAGGUGGUGGGCACGGCGUGUGUGGCUCCCAUCAUGUGGCUGUGCGUGGCGCUCCUCAACGGAACGUUCUACGAGUGCGCCGUCAGCGGCCUGGACGACAACCUGGUAGUGCCGCUGCUCUGCAAGAACAAGACGACGCUGUGCCGGGAGGAACUGGCGCGGGUUCCGUGUGGGAGAUCCAAGCUCCCGACCAAUGAGAACAUGGAGCUGCUCCUCAUGUUCCGAGCUCAGUCACAGAUUCUGGGUUGGGCCAUCAUUAUAAUCUCAGCAAUAGUAGGCUUGAUUGGCACCUGCUACAGAAACUGUCGCUCACAGGUGAGCUACCUGCAGCUCACGUUCUGGAAGCGCUACAUGGAGAAGGAGCGGGAGAAGUUUGACGUGUACGCCUCUGAAUAUGCCACCAAACUAGCGGAGCGCAACCUCAAGAGCUUCUUUGAGAACCGAGAUCCUGAAGCGUUCCCUUUCCCUAACCACCGGGCCUGGGAGGAGAUCUCUUCCCCAUACACAUUCACACGUGGAGAACAGUGCUACAGCACCUUGCAGCGCUAUGUAGACCGCAGUGAUCGAGACCUCAACCCAGAGAAGAGACCUGUCUUGGAUAUGGAGCAUGGCAUUGAGAUGACUUAGAGGAGACUUCAUCUUAAUGUGGCACAAGAGAUGCUCUCACAUUAAGCUGACUGCUCAAUUGGGUUUGGGGGGGGGGGGGGUAAUCAUGGGUUAAGGAUGAUUUACAUUGAUGAGACUCUUUUUUGAAG
This is a messenger RNA of Alosa sapidissima (American shad), 2031 nucleotides long. RefSeq names its product calcium homeostasis modulator protein 5-like. The record is from RefSeq and is a predicted model, not a curated record. Gene Ontology annotation, molecular function: monoatomic cation channel activity. Lineage: Eukaryota; Metazoa; Chordata; Actinopteri; Clupeiformes; Clupeidae. The transcript is spliced from 2 exons. Bases 938 to 1903 code for a protein of 321 amino acids.